GGCGGCGGCACCUGCGGCCGCGCCGUGCGGAGCGAGCGGAGCCGCGGCCCGGAUGUAGCCGGAACAUGGCGCUGGGGGCGGCGUGACGGCGGCGGCCGAGAUCUUUCCACCAUGUUUGGGAAAAAGAAGAAAAGGCUGGAAAUUUCCGGCCCCUCCAACUUCGAGCACCGGGUGCACACUGGCUUCGACCACCGGGAGCAGAAGUUCACGGGGCUGCCCCAGCAGUGGCACAGCCUGCUGGCAGACACAGCCAACAGGCCCAAGCCCAUGGUGGAUCCCUCAUGCAUCACUCCCAUCCAGCUGGCUCCGAUGAAGACCAUCGUUCGGGGGAACAAGCCUCGAAAGGACACUUCGAUCAACGGGCUGCUGGAGGAGUUUGACAACAUCUCGGUGACCCGCUCCAACUCCCUGCGGAAGGAGAGCCCUCCCAGGCACGCCCAGGGCAGUGCCAGCCAGGCGGCCCGGCCCCAGGAGGAGAAUGGCUUCGUGCCCUACCCGCAGUGCUGCGGCGAGGCGGAGGCGGCCGAGGGCGGCGGGGACAGGCUGCGGGACAGGGCCGCGUGCGGGGAGCCGUGGGACAGGUACUGCCAGGGCAGCCUGGCCGCCAGGCACAACGGGCACCUGCUCAAGGUGACGGCCCGCGACAUCUACUACUCGGAGGUGGCGCCCCUGCAGCCGGAGCUGUCCCGGUUCCUGCCGGACUACCAGGCACACCUGGAGAGCAAGCCCAAGGCGCUGGAGUACGGGGGCCUGAGGCUGGAGUACCAGCGGGUGCCCAGCGGCUCCUCCCUGGACUACCGGGAUUCCUUCCCCUACGCCCCGUCCCGGGCCUCGCUGCAGAGCGAGUGCCCCAGGGAGAGGCUGGACCUCGGGGACGCUGACUGGGGACGCGGCCUGGGCAAGGAGGACGUUGACAAGAGGCCCAAGUCCUCCUACGUGGACCCUGCGAGCCCCCAGCCGGCCAUGAGGCAGAGGUCCAGGUCGGGCUCCGGCCUGCAGGAGCCGGCCAUGCCCUACGCAGCCAGCGCCUUCAAAGCUCACCCGCAGGGACAUUCCUACAGCUCCUACACCUACCCCCGGCUGUCCGAGACCGCGGCAGGCGUGCCCAAGGUGGAUUACGACCGAGCGCAGCUGGUGGUCAGCCCUCCGCUCUGCGGCUCAGACACCUACCCCCGGGGCCCAGCCAAGCUACCUCAGAGCCAGAGCAAGGGCAGCUACUCCGGCAGCAGCUACCAGUACCCCCUGCUCUACCACAAGGCUCCCCCCUUCCAGCAGCCGCCCCUGCAGCCCGGCUCUCCCUACAUCUCCACGGCCUCGUACCCCAGCUCCCCCAGCGUGACGCCGGGCGCGUACCCCCCGCCCAGCUGGGGCUCGUGCUCGGAGCAGCAGCCCUCCAGGGUGUCCCACGAGCAGUUCCGCGCCGCCCUGCAGCUGGUGGUGAGCCCCGGGGACCCCCGCGAGUACCUGGACAGCUUCCUCAAGAUCGGCGAGGGCUCCACGGGCAUCGUGUGCAUCGCCACCGAGCGGCACUCGGGCAAGCAGGUGGCCGUCAAGAAGAUGGACCUCAGGAAGCAGCAGAGGAGGGAGCUGCUCUUCAACGAGGUGGUGAUCAUGAGGGACUACCACCACGAGAACGUGGUGGACAUGUACAGCAGUUACCUGGUCGGGGACGAGCUCUGGGUGGUGAUGGAGUUCCUGGAGGGCGGCGCUCUGACCGACAUCGUCACUCACACCAGGAUGAACGAGGAGCAGAUCGCCACGGUGUGCGUGUCCGUGCUGCGUGCCCUGUCCUACCUGCACCACCAGGGCGUCAUCCACCGAGACAUCAAGAGCGACUCCAUCCUGCUCACCAGCGACGGCAGGAUAAAACUGUCUGACUUCGGCUUCUGUGCCCAAGUGUCAAAGGAGGUCCCCAGGAGGAAGUCCCUGGUUGGGACACCCUAUUGGAUGGCACCAGAGGUGAUAUCCCGCCUGCCCUACGGCACUGAGGUGGACAUCUGGUCCCUGGGCAUCAUGGUGAUCGAGAUGAUCGACGGGGAGCCGCCGUACUUCAACGAGCCGCCGCUGCAGGCCAUGCGCCGCAUCCGGGACAACCUCCCGCCCCGCGUGAAGGACACGCACAAGGUCUCCUCCGUCCUGCGGGGCUUCCUGGACUCGAUGCUGGUGCGGGAGCCCUCGCAGAGAGCCACGGCCCAGGAGCUGCUGAGACACCCCUUCCUGAAGCUGGCUGGGCCCCCCUCGUGCAUCGUGCCCCUGAUGAGGCAGCACAGGCACCGCUGAAGGGCCACCCUUGGGCAAGGGGCAGUGCAGAGCCUGGCUCCUGGCGUGCGGGACCCGCAGGCAGGGAGAGGAGGAGGAGGAGGAGGAGGAGGAGAGCAGCCCUGAGGAAAGGCCGUGUGUACAGAGAUGCCCAGAGAGCAGGCAGUGCUCCCUGCUCCCGCUGUGCCAGGACAGGAGCAGGCCGGGCAUCGGCCGGGCAGGGCACACCCAGUGCCAGCCCGGAGCCAAACAGCUGAGCUUGCCCACGGCUGCGGCACUUCUGGCUCAGAAGAACACUUUUCUGACAAACAAAGCACUUUUUAUCUCGGCCAGAGCAGCGCAAUGUAUUUUGCAAGAAGUUUGUAAUUUUCUGUACAGUCCGUUUUGAUAACUUGCAGUACUUUGUCCCGUUCCUGUUGUGUUAGUUCAGUAAUAAGUGUUACUUAGAGAAUUUGAGAAGAUGAAGUUUCCUACUUUUUUUAACCCUUUUGAAAACAGGAGAAAAAAAAGAAAAAAAAGAAAAAAAAAAAAAAGAAACCACAGCCACUUUUAGAGGAAGUUGUAAGGUUUUGCAGAGUUCCCAUGGGUGAGGAGGGGGCUCAUCCCGCCCUCACAGCACUGGAAGAGCCCAGGAUGGCUGGCAGUGGUGGGAGUGCCUGGCAUGGGGCACUCAGUGACAGAGGCAGCCCCAGCCCUGCUCAGGCUGUCCCCUUCCCCCAACCCUGGCCAGCCUUGGCCCGAGGCCUCCCGGGCUGGGCUGACCCCUCUCUUCCCGUGCCACCACAGCGGCCUCCGUGCCUGCUGCCACGCUCUGGCAGGGGAGGGGGAGCAGGAGCUGCUCCUGCCAGCCCAGAGGGAGCCCCAGAGCUCAGGCAGAGCCCUGGCAGGGGAGGGGAUGGGUUGGGAUGUCCUGCAGAGAGGAGGAGUCGUGCUGCUGUCUAGACCUUUCUGAAUGUUGAUGCAACAGUUGACUACUGCAGUACAAUUCUGUGUUAUUUGUUGGAUGACUUUGCAUGUUAACUGUAGGCCUAAAUAGAUUUGCCUUUAAAAUUUUUAGAAGUGCUUCAUAAUUAUUUCGAUGAGAAACUAAUUUUAUUUAUUAACGAUUAGUUGUUUUUAAUUCUGUGUAAUACAAAAGCCAUGUUUUUCAAGUUGUUUUUUUUCUUACUGACCUCAUUUUAUGGUAUCUUUAAGAACCACAAAGCCAACUUUGUGAAAACACAGUUUCUUUCUUAUUAUAAAAUUUCAUAGUUAAUAAAUUAAUUGUUAUUUAUUGUAGUAAAUUAUAACCAAACAUCUAAACCUGGCAGGAGCUGUUGCUUAAAGAUCUUCCUCUGGGAGAAAAGAGUUGCCAAUAGUAAAGAAGCUCCUUUAGUUCUGCCCUUAAAGAAUAUUUGGAGGGAGAGAAGCAAUUAAAAAAAGAAAAAAAAAAAAGCAGAUGAGGAUGACCUGGAGCAUGGAAGAGCUGUUCUUACAUCAGUGUCUUAUCCCCAGUGCUCUCUCUCCCCAGCCCUGUUUGCACAUUUGAAGAAGACACUGAAGAAAAUGUUUGGCUCCCGGAGCCCACCCAGCAGGGAGCACCCCCAGCCUCCCAGGGCUCUCUUUUGUAGUCUUGACAACUCAGGAAACCAGGCUGCACCAGUCCAGGCAACGGCACAACUUAAUACUAGCUACAAAAUUACCUUUUUUAACCAUCUUUGAAUAAAAAAGGGGGUCGGGGGGAGUUUUUUCUUCAAUAUUCAGCACAUUUUACGCUGUACAAGGGAAGAAUUUUCUGCAACUUUCUUACCAUUAGAUACUUUAAGCAGUGUUCAUUGAGUUUACUGAGAGUUUUGUCGAUUUCAAAGGGUUUUUUUGUGAACACCAGCUACUGGUGAAACAAAUGCACAUGCAAGUUAAAUAAAUUCAUUACUAAACACUUUAA
This is a messenger RNA of Serinus canaria (Common canary), 4183 nucleotides long. It is a transcript of the gene PAK5, whose product is annotated as p21 (RAC1) activated kinase 5. The coding region runs from base 112 to 2280 and encodes 722 amino acids. The transcript has 9 exons. Gene Ontology annotation, cellular component: cytoplasm. Lineage: Eukaryota; Metazoa; Chordata; Aves; Passeriformes; Fringillidae. The record is from RefSeq and is a predicted model, not a curated record. Gene Ontology annotation, molecular function: protein serine/threonine kinase activity; ATP binding. Gene Ontology annotation, biological process: intracellular signal transduction; regulation of MAPK cascade; protein phosphorylation.